ACUGAGUUGAUCCUGGUUGAUUCCCCAGCUUGGCAGCGCAGGUUCCUGGACCUAGGUAUGGCGUAGCCGAGAUCUGAGUUCUUGUGUCCAGCUCUCCUGGGGCCACCCAGCAGGCAUUGAGCAAUUCAAGACUACAUAAGUUGCUGCAGGUUCCUGCAAUUCCUUGCAUUUCCCCUUCACAUUUUCAGUUCUUGAUUGUAUGCUAGCUUCUUGCAAGUAGCUUUCUGCAAGCAGGGUUUGGAGCAUUCUAGGACGUUGAUAUCUCAUCAGCACUCCCGAGCUGAGGGUCCCAAAUCAGAGGCCGUCCUUGUCCUUGAGGAGUCUCCGCAAGUUCUUUGGUCAAGCACAGCAAAAGACAAUGGCAGCUCCCAAUGACCAUGCUGUGGAGACCGCUUGCUUUGCUGCAGGCUGCUUUUGGGGGGUAGAAACCACACUGGCGUGUGUACCCGGAGUGAUCACCACAGCAGUGGGGUACACUGGAGGCCAUGUGGAGAAUCCCACCUACAAGCAGGUGUGCUACAAGGACACCGGGCACGCGGAAGCUGUGCUGCUGACAUUUGACCCUUCCAAGGUCUCGUUCAAGCAGCUUCUGGAGGUCUUUUUUGAGAAUCAUAAUCCGACAACUCUCAACAGACAGGGGCCCGACUACGGCAGCCAAUACCGGUCUGCUGUCUUUUAUUACUCGGAGGAGCAGAAAGAGGCCACGCUGGCCGCUAAAAAGAAGUACGAAGCCCUCCUCAACAAACCGGUAGUCACUCAGAUUGUGCCAGCUGUCACCUUUUACAACGCAGAGGACUACCACCAAAAGUAUGCGCUCAGGCUACGAGAUCACAAGCCUCUUCUUACCAGCUUGAAAAUGUCGGACAAGGAGAUCCUCACGUCUCCAAUAGCGGCCAAGCUGAACGGGUACGUCACAGGCCAGGCUCCCCCGGAGGUCCUACAAGAAGUGGAGGCCCUGCCCUUACGCGACGAAACCAGGAGACUGCUCCCACAAAUACACUUCGCUGGCCCAGCCUGUCACUACAAAGCCUUCAACCACUGAAGUUCGAACACGAAGAUAUGGGGGGAAGGGGGGAUGAGGGAUUGGGCGAGAUUCCGCUGUAUGCGGCUUUGUAAAGAGGUUCGAUCCGAAAGACGAGUCAGUGUCUGGUUUUGUUGUUGUACAGUAUGUGUCGUUGAUAGAUCGAGUUGAAUGCCUUAUUGGUGCGCGGGAUCAAAGAAGGACCGUGUGCCAGACCACAUGUACAAGUUCUCUAACUUUCCCAGCAACAUGCAGGUAAUAUGAAUCAGCAUAAGAAUUAGGGUAGCACGCAUCCACGGCGUCCGGGACAAGUGGCCGGACAUUGUCCGUAUGGAGGUCAACGUGGAAAUCAUACUUUUAUAUAAGAAUGUUAUGAAGCAAGC
Messenger RNA from Klebsormidium nitens, 1404 nucleotides. Lineage: Eukaryota; Viridiplantae; Streptophyta; Klebsormidiophyceae; Klebsormidiales; Klebsormidiaceae. The record is from the annotation of a GenBank genome assembly.